GCUCUUCGACGGAAUACUGUAUAAUUCGCUCUACGUUUCUUUGGGAGACCCGGAGAGUAUGACAGGCGCUAGGUGAAUGCAAGUUUUUCUGUCCCGUUACAGUCUGGGUUCGCGGAAUAUUAUAUUGCCCAAUCAGCGGCAGGAUUUCUGAACGGUGCUGCGCCAGCAAUGUUGUUAGUGAUUGGACAAAGUAAGAGCGGAAGAUGGCGGCCUGUAUGGUGGAGCAUGUUGUGGCAGAUGCUGGAGCUUUCCUGAAGAAUGCGCCACUGCAGGAAUUUGGUAAAAACAUCUACACAUUAAAAGAAGUUGUAAAUGAAAUAAGGGAUAAGGAAACUAAGCGAAGGCUGGCAGUUUUGCCGUACCAGCUCCAUUUUAAAGAGCCAUUUCCUGAAUAUAUAAGACAAGUGUCAGAGUUUUCCAAAAAAACUGGUGACUACCCCAGUCUCUCGGCAACUGACGUUAAAGUUUUGGCAUUAACCUGUCAACUUGAAACCGAAUUUGUGGGAGCUGGCCACUUGAAAAAAGAACCUGUGCAGAAAAUUGAAGUGAGUAGCACUUUAAGACACCCAGAAUCACCGAUCAACGUAGCAGGCUUUCAUCUGCCAUCUAAGAAUCCUGAGAGGGGUUUCACAAAAGGAGAUUGUGUACUUCCUUUAAGUUCUGAGGAGCUGUGCCAUCCCCCUACAAGACAUUCCAGUGCAUCGCCAGGAGUUGAUUUAUCAGAAUUCGAAGCCUUUCACUUCUGGAGAAACCCGCUACCAAGUAUUGAAGAUGAUCUAGAAGAUUUACUCACAAGUGAUAACAAAGAGAAUGUCUGCAAUUCGAGAGAGAGAUCGUCGAACCAGGAUCAAGAAGAGCUGCAUGGAAGCGAGGAGGGAGAGGAGGAGGAGGAGGUGGAGGAUGACAGUGACGACAGUGAAGGGUGGAUAACGCCGAGUAACAUUCAGCAGAUUCAUAGAGAUAUGGGCUGCUCUGAGAGAGCAGCAGAUAUCAGAGUUGGUUGUAUGACGACAGAUUUUGCAAUGCAGAAUGUCCUUAUUCAGAUGGGGCUUCAUGUCAUUUCUUUGAAUGGAAUGAUUAUAAAGCAAGCAAGGAACUUCAUUCUGCGUUGUUUUGCAUGUUUCAAGACCACAACUAACAUGAAUAAGGAAUUCUGCCCAAACUGUGGUAACAGGACGCUGAAAAAGGUAGCAGUCACUGUGAAUGAAGAUGGCAGUCUUCACUUCCACUUCUCAAAAAAUCCAAAAGUGCUAAAUCCACGAGGUUUGAGGCAUUCUCUCCCGUUACCACAUGGUGGGAAACAUGCAAACAAUCCACAUUUGACUGAGGAUCAGAAUUUCCCUCAGCAACGACUCUCCAAGAAAGCAAGGCAGAAGACUAAUGUUUUUGACCCGGAUUACAUUGCUGGGGUUUCCCCAUUUGUGGAAAAUGAUGUCUACAGCAGAGCCGCUCACUUAAACAUUCGAGACAACAGAUUUGGAGGUGGGAGGAGGAGGUUGAACCCAAAUGCCGCCCCAAAAAAAUUUGUUAAGAAAUAAAUGUUUUUCUUCUCAACUUUGGUAUCCCCAUUUUCAAUAGUUUUAUUAAAAAUUUAAGCUAUACAUUUAUUUGUGUAUCAUGUAAAUUGUCAGGAUUUAUUAAAGUGUUUAAAAGUGCUUUCAAAACAUGGUUCUUUUAAUUAUGAACACAAGCUGUUGUAACCAAGGAACCCAAUACAGGUAUGUGAAACUGUUUUCUUUAGGGUGUGUUUAGACUUGCAUUACUUGGUAGGAGAAGUUAUCUGUCCAACUGCAUGAUGUUUACCUAAUUAGUAUACUAAAGAAAACAAUACUGCUUAAAACUUACAUUUUUCUGCGUUCUGAGGCUAAACGGAGCUUGGGCGAUAUGGCCCGGUUGGAAGCAGUGAGUUUGUCUAUUAUCUUUUGGCUUCUGCACACUGCAAAAAAGGGACUUGUGGUUCCCAAUUUGCUCCUCAAACACUCUAAUUUCAAGUGGAUAUGGGCCAGGAAUUCCCAUGAGUUGAUUGGAAUGUUACACAUCUACAGAGACUUCGAGAACAUCUUUGAGUAGUUUCCACUGUCCUCUUGCUCCGGCAUGUAUGUUUUGGAAGUUGGUAUCAGGUACAUAAAAAAUGUAGGUCUAAUCACUGGAAUGAUCCAAGUGAUGAGAGCCUCUGAUGGGACUGCCUAUGUGGGAGAGGACACUUAUCCUACAGUGAAUUUGGAAGAUUUUGCAGUAUGUGGUACCUGUCCAAUGGUUUGACCUAUAUAGGUAUAUGUGCAAGAGCAUAGGGAUUACUCGUUGGUAGACCUUGAGUGGAGAUGAUGAAUUUCAUUAAUAUUUUACUUCAUGGAGAGUUGCUUCCUGUAGAGUAGUAGUACAUUUAUUCCAGAGACAUAGCAUGGAUUUUUGGUAGGUGACUAUGUUAUGCGGAGGAGUACAUUUACAAAUUACAUUUGACCAAAAGGAGUUAGCAGACAUGAGAGUUUUGGUUCAGCAAGUCUGCUCCACCAUUCCAUGAAGAAGAAAGCCCUUAGCUCCGGUGGAGUCAUCGGGACGCCAUCAUGAUGACGUUUUUUUUUAAGCAGGCUUUCUUAUUUUUACGAGGCCGAGUCGCUAGCUCGACGGUCAACCCAGCAUGGAUGGAAAGUGUGCAAGGGAGCCGGCUGGAUUCGAACUUGGGAGCCUUCGUUCCAAAGUCCGGCUCUGAUGCCUCUACGCCACCAGCCGGCCAUUCCAUGAUGGCUGAUUAUUAUUUGUCUCAACCCCAUUCUCCUGCCUUCUCCCCGUAACCUUCAACGCCAUUAUUAAUGAAGAACCUUAAAUAUACCCAAUGACUUGGCCUCCACAACCAUCUGUGGCAAUGAAUUCCACAAAUUCACCACCCUCUACUUUCAUAAUGGACCCAGAACAGAUCCUCUGAAAUGAUAACACUGAGGAAUUCACCUCUGAUCCCCUGAUGAGAACUGGCUCAUGGACCUCUGGAUUCCUCCUGAAGUCAAUAAUCAGCUCCUUGGUCUUGCUGACAUUGAGUUAGAUGUGGCACCACUCAGCCAGAUUUUCAAUCUUCCUCCGAUAUGCUGUUUUGUCACCACCUUUGAUCUAGCCUUUGGCAGUAGUAUUGUUAGAAAAUUUAAGUAUAUCAUUGGAGCCUUGCUUAGCCUCACAAUCAUAAGUACAAAGCAAGUAGAGCAGGGGGCUAAGCAUACAGCUUUGUGCUGAUGGAGAUGUUAUUGCCAAUCUGAACUGACUGGGGUCUGCACAUGAGGCAAUCGAAGAUCCAGUUGUACGAGGAAGUACUGAGUACGUAUCAAGAAUGCACUGUAAAAUGCCUAUAGUGAAUUAUUUUAAAAAUUAGUGCAUUGGAAAAGUUUAAUUAGAUCUAUUUUAGAUUUGCUGCAGUGUGGAUAAAGAAUGAUUAAUAGAAAUAGUGGCAUUUGGAGAUGUUUGUGAGUAUAUACCAUUUGAUAGUUAUUUUGUAAUAUUUAAAGCAAAUGAAGUUUUCUCCCAACAUUAGAAUAAAGGUCUAAUUUAAUGUUAGAUAAACUUAAAUCGGUUAAACUUAUUGAAGGGUGAUCAAUUUGUACUACCACUUUUAAAGAUUAAUCCAUGUGAACACUUGAGUCUCUGAGCCUGAACCACUGUUGAAAGACCUAUUUGUAUUAUCACUAUAUAAAUAUUUAACUACAUUCGUUGUAUUUUGUACUUAAAUGUAGUAACCUUGCUCUGGUACACACAGGAUGUUAAAUUACAGUAGGAAUCCUUAGCCUGGUCUGUAUAAUAUUUAUAGCAAGAAAGGUGCUGAUUUGUUUUCACAAACGAAAAUUGAAAGGUCAAGGAUUUUGAAAGGUCAAAUUA
This is a messenger RNA of Mobula hypostoma (lesser devil ray), 3858 nucleotides long. RefSeq names its product NIN1 (RPN12) binding protein 1 homolog (gene nob1). The transcript has 9 exons. The record is from RefSeq and is a predicted model, not a curated record. Gene Ontology annotation, cellular component: preribosome, small subunit precursor. Lineage: Eukaryota; Metazoa; Chordata; Chondrichthyes; Myliobatiformes; Myliobatidae. Bases 204 to 1538 code for a protein of 444 amino acids. Gene Ontology annotation, biological process: maturation of SSU-rRNA; ribosomal small subunit biogenesis. Gene Ontology annotation, molecular function: RNA endonuclease activity.